CGUAUUUUUACAUCGGACUAUACUUCCGCCAAGUUCUUCAUUGGUGAGAAGCGAAAGUGUGUUCUGGCGUUCUUUUAACGACUAUUUGUACAUUUUAAUUUAGCAUAUGAGUAACCUGGCGCUUCGUCGGACGCCUACGAGCGAAUUUGUGCUUUUAUUCUCCUCUCAAAAGUCGUUUUGGAGUCGUUGAGCGGCUGGCUCGCUCGCGUUAGCAUUUGGGCUCGCGGAAGCUAGGCUAGCGGGGCGGGGAAGAGAAGUUCUCCCGGCCGGCGACUAUCCUUGGGUCCGACGCUCACCACGGAGACAUCAAGCGGCUUUUUGGCGAGUCCGCUCGGACAUUUUGAUGGGAGACGGCUGGCCGCCGAGCGGACGUGGCGGGCAGAAGUCGCGAGCGGAGCGGCGGCGACGAAGACUCGCAUGGAGUCUCUGGCCGGCUACGUGCACAAGGCGGCCAGCGAAGGACGAGUCCUGACGCUGGCCGCGCUGCUGCUCAACCACGGCGAGGCCGAGACGAGCUUCCUGUUGGACUACGUUAGCCAGCAGGCGUGCCAGAGGUCCACGCCGCUCAUCAUCGCCGCCCGCAACGGCCACGACAAGGUGGUCCGCCUGCUGCUCGACCACUACCGGGUGGACACCGAGCAGACUGGCACCGCGCGCUUCGAUGGCUACGUGAUUGAGGGCGCGACGGCGCUGUGGUGCGCGGCGGGCGCCGGACAUCUGGAGGUGGCGCGGCUGCUGGUGGAACACGGCGCCAACGUCAACCACACCACGCUCAACAGGUCCACGCCGCUGAGGGCCGCCUGCUUCGACGGUCGUCCGGACAUGGUGCGCUUCCUGCUGGAGAGCGGCGCCGACCCGGCCGUCGCCAACAAGUACGACAACACCUGCCUAAUGAUCGCCGCCUACAAGGGACACCAGGAGGCGGCGCGCUUCCUGCUGGAGCGCGGCGCCGACCCUGACGCCAAGGCGCACUGCGGCGCCACCGCGCUGCACUUCGCCGCCGACGCCGGCCACCCGGGCGUAGUGGCCGAGCUGCUGGGGCACGGCGCCGCUCUGGUGGCCAACGGACAGGGCCUGACGCCCCUGCUGGUGGCGGCAGAGAGCUGUAAAGCCGAAGUGGUGGAGCUCCUGCUGGCGCGAGGUCGCUGCGAGCCCCAGCAGCGCGUGGAGGCGCUGGAGCUUCUGGGCGCCUCCUUUGCCAACGACCGCGAGCGCUACGACCCGGGCCUCAGCUACCGCUACCUGCGCGCCGCCAUGGACGAGCGGCUGCGCCUGGGUCUUCCGGACGACGAGCCGUCGCCGGCCGCCGAGGCUUACGGGGGCCGGCGCGAGUGCCGCACGCCCGGCGAGCUGGAGGUGGUCCGCACCGACCGGGAGGCGCUGCACAUGGAGGGCCUGAUGAUCCGCGAGCGCAUCCUCGGCCCCGACAGCGCCGAGCUCUCGCACCCCAUCGUCUACCGUGGCGCCGUCUACGCCGACGGCAUGGACUUUGUGAGCUGCGUGCGGCUGUGGCUGCACGCGCUGCGCCUGCGCCAGCGCGCCCGCCGCGACGCACGCAGGGACCUGCUGCGCUUCGCCCAGCUCUUCUCGCAAAUGCUGCACCUCAAGGAGCCCCUCGACGCUGACGCGGUGGAGGAGGUGCUGGGCUGCAGCGCGCUGGAGAUCCGGCGCAGCAUGGCGCGUGCCCAGGCAGCGGCGGUGGCGGAGGAGGCGACGGACGGCGAGCCGGCACAGGCGGCCGAUAACUACGAGUCCAAUGUGUUCACCUUCCUGUACUUAGCCUGCAUCGCCACCAAGACCGCGUGCGGGCACGAGCGACAGCGCGCCCGCCUCAACAAGCACGUGUACGAUGUGGUGCGGCUGGACCCGCGCGCCCGCGAUGGCGCAAGCCUCCUCCACUUGGCCAUCAGCUCCAGCACCCCCGUCGAUGACUUCCACACCAACGAUGUCUGCGGAUUCCCCAACGCGCAGGUGACCAAGCUCCUGCUGGACUGUGGCGCCCGCGUGGACGCGGUGGACCACCAGGGCAACACGCCGCUGCACGUUAUCGUGCAGUACAACCGUCCCAUCAGCGACUUCCUGACGCUACACGCCAUCAUUAUCGGCCUGGUGGAGGCGGGCGCGCACACCGACCGCACCAACAAGGAGGAGAAGACGCCGCUGGACAAGAGCACCACCGGCGUGUCUGAGAUCCUCCUCAAGACCCAGAUGAAGAUGAGCCUAAAGUGCCUGGCGGCGCGCGCCGUCCGACGACACCGCCUGGCCUACCGCCGCCAGAUCCCCGCCAGCCUGGAAGAGUUUGUCGACUUCCACUGACUUUUUCGCCCGCGCGCUCGGAAAUCCGUUGGCGACCGUGUGUUUUUAUCAAUUCAAU
Molecule: messenger RNA, 2374 nt
Organism: Corythoichthys intestinalis (scribbled pipefish)
Lineage: Eukaryota; Metazoa; Chordata; Actinopteri; Syngnathiformes; Syngnathidae
Gene: fem1b
Product: fem-1 homolog b
Exons: 5
Coding region: 418-2316 (632 amino acids)
Biological process (GO): protein localization to ciliary inversin compartment
Cellular component (GO): ciliary inversin compartment
Molecular function (GO): protein binding
Source: RefSeq, a predicted model, not a curated record